Molecule: messenger RNA, 2526 nt
Organism: Caenorhabditis elegans
Lineage: Eukaryota; Metazoa; Nematoda; Chromadorea; Rhabditida; Rhabditidae
Gene: pbo-4
Product: Na(+)/H(+) exchanger protein 7
Exons: 15
Coding region: 1-2352 (783 amino acids)
Biological process (GO): transmembrane transport; proton transmembrane transport; monoatomic cation transport
Cellular component (GO): membrane; basolateral plasma membrane
Molecular function (GO): antiporter activity; sodium:proton antiporter activity
Source: RefSeq, marked reviewed
AUGUGGAUUAAACUAUUAUUCUUUUUCACUACUCUGCUAGUAUCCACAAGUGGUCUGGGGGACGAUGGAAUCACAGCUCUUCUUGACCCCAACUCUACAGAAUUUUCAACGGUGUUACCGUCUAACAAUUCUGAGAAAUUUAGCUACAUGUUAGCAUCUGUGAAAAACAUGAACAUGACAGCCUCCGAAUUUGAAGAGUUCAUAAAAGUACUCAAACAUAGGCAAUCUAAAGAUCAUUCUGGUGAGCACGUUGGUAAUGAGCACGAUGAAUCACAUGGAAUCAGUGUUGUGUCUUGGCAUUGGGACUACGUGAAAAACGAGUUGGUGCUCACCCUAUUUUUCAUCGUUAUCGGUCUUUUUAAACUUGUAUAUCACCACACCUUUGUCACUAGAAAAAUUCUUCCCGAAUCAUGUUGCUUGAUCUUUAUUGGCAUUGCUAUUGGAUUCUUUUUUGUUGGAGAUGCGACUCACGCGUCUAUCAAAUUCCUGGAAUUCAAAUCGAAAGUGUUCUUCUUCUACCUCUUGCCUCCAAUUAUUCUGGAAUCUGCUUACUCUUUAAAGGAUAGAGCAUUUAUUGAGAAUAUUGGAACUAUCCUUCUCUAUGCUGUUGUGGGAACAAUUUUGAACAUUGUUCUGCUAGCAGCUGCACUUUUGAUUUUGAUUUGGGUUGGAAUAAUGGGAAAAUACAAUCUCAGUGUCAUGGAUAUCCUGACAUUCGCAUCACUUGUAGCAGCAGUAGAUCCUGUGGCAGUUCUCGCAGUAUUCCAAGAAGUUGGAGUUAACAAGAUGUUGUAUUUCAUGGUGUUUGGAGAGUCAUUAUUUAAUGAUGCCGUUACUAUUGUUUGUUAUAAUCUUGCUAUUGAAUUCCAAACACUUCCGGAUUUUACAUGGUAUCAUGGAUUCCUAGGAUUAUUGUCAUUUUUGUGCGUGUCAAUUGGUGGUUUGAUUAUUGGAUUAAUUUGUGGUGCAAUUUCCUCAUUUGUAACAAAGUUUACAACAGAUGUUCGAGUUGUCGAACCAGUUGUCUUGUUUGGAAUGGCUUACCUUGCUUAUCUGGGAAGUGAAAUGUUCCACUUUUCUGGAAUUAUUGCACUGAUUGCCUGCGGAUUGUUUCAAACUCAUUAUGCCUGUUGUAACAUCUCGUAUAAAUCUUUCACAAGUGUGAUGUACAUAACAAAAGUUUGCAGUACACUUUGCGAGUCGCUUAUUUUUAUUAUUCUCGGAGUUAUGCUUGUAAAUGAAAGGGAAUGGUUUUGGACAGACUGGCAUCCUGUGUUCUCUGCAGUUUCGGUUGUGCUCUGUGUUGUUGUGAGAUUUGGAGUCACAUUUUUCUUAACCUAUUUUGUCAAUCAAUUUACGGGUGGUGUGCGACAUAUUUCUUUUCAAGAGCAGUUCAUUAUGUCAUACGGAGGCCUUCGUGGUGCCGUGUCUUUCUCCUUGGUUUUUAUGAUAUCUGCAAACCCAGAUGUCAAGAACACAAUGCUUGGUGCAACGUAUGCAGUUAUCCUUUUCACCAACAUCAUCCAGGGUUCUACGAUCAAACUAUUUGUCAAAUGGCUAAAUAUUCGUUUGGCUAAAAAAGAAGAUCACUUCCGUCUUUUCAUUGAGUUUAACAAUGGCAUGGUGCAGCAUUUAUCGCAAGGAAUCGAAGACUUGUGUGGUGACAAGAGUUUAAGCCUGAUUAACAGAAUGAGUGAACUUUCUAAAAAAUAUGUUCGGCCUCUCCUCGAGAAAAAUUAUACUGCUAAUAAAGCUAAGAAAGAAGGAAAAUUGGUAGAACUCAACAGAGCAGUUGCAAUGCGAGAGGCGCUGAACAACAGUCCAUCACAAAGUUCAUUCCAAAGACAGCACACAAUUGAUGAGAUGGCGGAAAGCGGAGCUUUACCACACGACUUAUUGGAUGAAGAGCACCAGGGACACCAUCAUCACGGACAAGUGCACCCAGACAAUGAAGAUGCUGACCAGCGUGCAAAUGAGCUUAUCAAAGACGUGUCUUCUAUUCGUCAGCUCAUGCACAAUCCAUUCGAAGAUUGCUACCUGGACCGCAAUUUGACACACGAGGAGGAAAAAGAGCAAGCACGAUUGAAAAUGAAAAAGACAAGAGCAUUCAAAUUUUCUUCAGUAAGGAAAACAAUAGGAUUCUUUGGAAAAAAGAAGUCAGUUCGCAGACAUGCCACUCAACAAGGCAUCCUUCACUCUGCAAUUGCAACCAUCGGAGUACAAUCAGUUGAUCGACCAUCAACGUCAACUCGAGUAAGUGUGGAAGAUGAGGAGCAGGGUUUGACAAUGAAAGAAAUGGAAGAGGAACACCCACUUAUGACAAUCACAGAAAGCGAAGAGACAAGCUUCUGAUCUACCAUUUAUCCAACUAAUUGUAAUUUAUUAUUUUCUUUGUUUUUCACAUUUUGCGCCUUCCCAUUAUCUUCUAAUUUUUAUUUCACGUCAUUCAUGUUUAAAUUUAUAUGAACUAAUAAGUUCCGCUUUUUGAAAAAGACAAUACAAAUUUGAAUAAACAAAAGUUUCCCC